This is a messenger RNA of Lycium barbarum (goji berry), 1066 nucleotides long. RefSeq names its product pectinesterase inhibitor 4-like. Bases 296 to 886 code for a protein of 196 amino acids. The record is from RefSeq and is a predicted model, not a curated record. Gene Ontology annotation, biological process: negative regulation of catalytic activity. Lineage: Eukaryota; Viridiplantae; Streptophyta; Magnoliopsida; Solanales; Solanaceae. Gene Ontology annotation, molecular function: enzyme inhibitor activity. The transcript has a single exon.
UUCUUUUAUAUACGUAAAUUAGAAAUCAUAGAUCUGCCGACUUUCUCACACCUUGAUAAGCUGACUUUGCUUACAAACUUCAGAUGCUUGAAUUUCCAUGUGAUAUUGCCGCAGUUUGUGAAGGCGCCAGAUAAGCUGAAACCAUACAUUCAUAAUCAUUAUCAGAUUUGAAAAAUUAAGGAAGAUUGUCCCUCCUUCCAAUUUGAUCACUAUAAAUACAUUCACAACUUCUCUCAACAUAUUCACAACACAUUCGACUACACAACAUUUCCAAACACUAUAUAUAGCACGAGAAAUGGAGGCGUCUACUAGCAAAAACUUGAUUUUUCCCCUUUUGGUGAUUGUUUUAUUUAUCUCACAAACACAGCCGUUAGCCACAGCUGCCAAAUCCUCUGGGCCAGCCUACACAAACUUCGUCAAAACAAAAUGCAACAUCACCACAUACCCCUCACUUUGCCAGAAAACACUAAUGCCCUAUGCGUCUUACGUGCAAUCCAACUCCACAAAGCUUUGCAUAGCAGGCCUUAAUGUAGCCACAAAAGGCGCACGCGACGCCUCUGUCAUUGUCUCGAAUCUGACAAAACAGAAGGGAAUUUCCCGAUAUGAAGCGGACGCUAUUAAAGACUGCAUAGAAGAUGUGAAGGAUUCAGUGUACGAACUCAAGCUGGCUGUUGAAGCAAUGGGACAUCUAGGUGAUAAAGAUAAGGAGUUUCAGUUGUCUAAUGCUAAAACGUAUGCAAGUGCUGCAAUAACAGAUGCAGACUCAUGCACUGAUGGGUUCUCCGACCGUAAGGUAAAUCUGAAAGUGAAGGACAUGGUAGAUAGAUGCAUGUCAGUUGUUAUCAGACUUAGCAGCAAUGCCUUGUCACUCAUUAAUCAUCUAUGAAUAUUGAAUAGUCUCCGUUUGUGGUUCGGCUAGAUCUGAUUUGUUGGAAUUAUUGCACAUGACUUUCUUCUUACUGUAUAAUAUUCUGAAUAUGUGAUCUUGUUAAAUGUAUGCUUUAAGAUACCACCACAAAUGUAGUUAAUUUGAUGAGACUUCAUCACGUGCACGCAAAAUGUGUAA